UGGCGGGCGUGACGUCAUAGAGCGGCGUCGGCCGAGGUCUGAGGGUGGCCGGGAGAGUAGUGUGGGCCCGGCCGGCGCGGGGAGCGGACGUUAGGGCCAUGUCGGGGUAGUACCACGCCCGCAUCAUUUUAAAAUAAUUAAAAAAAAAAUAUCCAGCUCAGCAGCCGACGCGUCUACGGACAUGGUCAUGGCCGAGAAACCGAAGGCGCCCGUCAAAGUGGGCUUCUAUGAUAUCGAAAAGACCAUUGGCAAGGGGAACUUCGCAGUGGUUAAAUUAGCCCGACAUCGCAUCACUAAAACUGAGGUGGCCAUUAAGAUCAUUGACAAGUCACAGCUGGACUCUGCUAACCUCCAGAAGGUCCACCGGGAAGUCAAGGUCUUGAAGACUCUCGACCAUCCUCACAUCAUCAAGCUCUACCAGGUGAACUACAUCGCCCGCUACGGCCGCAUGACCGAGCCCAUGGCGAGACGCAAGUUCUGGCAGAUACUCUCAGCCGUCGAGUACUGCCACAACCGCCGCAUAGUACACCGUGACCUCAAGGCGGAGAACCUGUUGAUGGACGUGAACAUGAACAUGAAGAUCGCGGACUGGGGCUUCAGCAACUACUACACUCCGGCCGACACUCUCAACACCUGGUGUGGCUCCCCGCCCUACGCCGCCCCCGAGGUCUUCGAGGGCAAGAAGUACAUCGGUCCUGAGAUUGAUAUUUGGAGCCUGGGGGUGGUGCUCUACGUGCUGGUGUGUGGGGCGCUGCCCUUCGACGGUGCCACCCUGCCUGCCCUCCGAGACCGGGUUCUCUCCGGCCGCUUCAGGAUCCCGUACUUCAUGUCCUCAGAUUGUGAGCAGCUAGUGAGAAAAAUGCUUGUGCUGGAACCAACACGGCGGUAUACGGUAGAACAAAUUAAGAGACAUCGAUGGAUGCAGGCAGAGGAGCCUCCUCGCUUGUCCUUUGACUCUCCUUCCAUCAGAGCAGAGAAGACAACUGAUCCUAAUGAACAGGUCCUAAGAGUCAUGCAAGAACUGGGUAUAGAUAUUAACAGAACUAGAGAGUCACUUGUGAGUGAAGCUUAUGAUAAUUAUACUGCCAUCUACUUGCUGCUGCUGGAACGCUUCAAGCAGCACCGGUCAUCGUUACACAGUGACAAACACGCUGGCCUAGAGCAACAGCGACGCAGACCUUCCAGUGUGGCAGAGGCAGCAAUGAGAAAGAUGUGUGCAAUGGUUCCUACAGGCAAAGCUUCACCAACAUCUACUAACAUACAUAUCACACAACUCACAGGAUCUUCAGGGAGUACCAUUGGGAGUAUGUCAACACCUCCAUUGUCUGAGGUAUCCACUGCAAGUAUUAUUAGCCCCCUCAUUACACAGGAAGGAAUGAUGAUAAGACCGUAUGGCCAUACAGGAAGAAUAUUGCCUGCAAUUCCAGGAGAACACCAAAGUAAUAUGCCACAUAGCUAUAUAUCAAAUUAUCCAAGCUUGGGGCCACGUGGAAGCAGUGUACCAGAGACGGAAGCAAUUACUACUAGCAUAACACCACACGUCUCUCCGCCCUUCAGAGAACAAAGCCAUGAUUCUCAGACUGAAUUUACACAUGGUUAUCAAAAUGUUGUUGCUACAAGUGGGGGUAUAUCAAUGGCAUUAGUAGGCAAAAGUUAUCGUGAUAAUGAGAGUGGUGCUUCUACCUCCAUUGAUGAGGGAGUAGAAGCUGAUAUGUGUGACUCAGAGUGUGGUUCCAUUGUUGGAGUUACUCGUAGUGGCCAUUGUAUGCUUCAGAACAUUAAAAGUGCCUCACAGCAGUCUUCAGAAACCUCUCAGUGCACUGACUCACCUCUUGGUAGUGUUACAAGCACAGAGUCUACUUUCGAAAGCUUCGAGUCACAGUUAGAGCCAGAUUUAGGAGCUUCUCUUUCAUCUUGUUCACAUGUGUCCUUGUCUACAAGACCCUUAAUGCAUGGAGUGCAAUCACGUUCUCUUCAGCCACAAGCACAGCUUGAUCCAUCUUCUGAUGCUCCUGACCGUGCUCACACUCGCUCGCCAGUCAACUUCCGUGAAGGCCGCCGUGCCUCGGAUGGUUUAGUUACACAAGGUGUUAUUGCAUUUCGGCAAAGAUUGCUCGAAACAGAAAAAGCUCGUGGUUUGACAGAGCUACAUAGUGUCCAACAGGAGCACCAAGCUCUUACUUCACUCUACCAGGCAGCUGCUGUUACUGGAUGUGAGGAGACAACGACCAGACAGCAACCUCUCCACUAUCAACAAACACAAUAUUGUCGACAAUGGAGACAUUCUUAUGCUGGUUCUGACGAGAUGAGUCGAGCUCCAUUAGUAAGACAGAGAGUAUCUUUGCCAGAUACUCUUAGUUUUACAACACAAAAGCUUUUGCAGGCCAAAGAUACCAUUAAAGAUACAGAUUAUUCAGUAAUUAAACCACUACAGCAGCAGCUUUUUCAACAUAGACUCCAGCAGAAACGUCAAAUUUUGCAAAAACAAGCAGCAUUCCCAAGACAAUCUUAUCCUGUUGGUUGUGAACUAUCUCGAAGGCAAAUGGUUCGGCAAGCAUCUUACAAGUUAGCACAGCAACAGCCUGUAUUGCCACCAUUACCUGCCGAACUUAGUGCUGCACAUCUCCUUGCUGGGUUAAAUCAGGCUGACCUGGCAUGUCCAACCAUUGCAGAACAUGUGGGAUUUGCAGAUCAGGAUGAGGAAGGCUGGGAGGGCAAUCCAGCUUGGAGGAAUAUUUCCUCUUGGGCACCAGAUACCACAGCUGCAAAUUGGCAUACGCUUCCCUCCACACUGGCUGCGUGUCAGAUUAGUGAAGCUCAGCAACAAUCUCAACCACCUGUCUCUACUACAGAUAGCCGGGCAUGGACUGGUCUUCAAGCCUGGCAUGGAGGUUGGCAUCAGGGUGGUGGUGCAGUAGGAGCAGCACCAUGGCAGCCAGUGGUAGGAACGAGCAUUCUGCCACAGACUGUUUGUGAAAGUCCCAUUCUUGAGAUGCCAGAACACAUGGAAACUUGAGGUUCAUUAUUUCUACCCAGCUUUCCAAAGCCUAUACCACGGCUGGCAACUAAAUUGACAGUUUGGAACCACAAUAAGUAAUGGUUCUUUAACAGUGACUGAAAAUACCACAUCCAUGCCGAAUAACCUGUUUGCCAUAAAUAUGGCUUACAAGAAAUGUAAGAGUUCUUAGAAUGAAUAGAGUUCUUACUAAUAUGUCACUAACUGCUUCCAUCACCUCUGUAACUCAGGCUGCAACAUAAAUACCAUAAAAUCUGGAAUGAAUCUACACUUUUGAUUUUCCAGAAAGCAAUGAUAACAAAAGGGAAUGAAAGGUAAUGUUGCUGCGUGUCAAUAGUAUGACAAUUUGAAUUUUAACCAAUUAAAUAUUUCACUUCAUGUGCUAAUAUUUCAUUUGGGAUUUCUACAGAAAUCAGCUCAUUGGAUUUAAAGCAUUCCAUUGUUUUAAUAAACGUGAUUGGAAUAUGUUAUUUCCAUGAUGGAAAUUGCUUUUUCUAAAAAUUAAAAAAGGUGUAGUAUAUCACUUGGAGGGGCCAAAUAUUACUUCAGUCACCCACUGUCUUAGACAGGGUUAGUAAGAAGCAGGAUAUUAAGCAUAGGAAGCUGUUACAUAUAAAAAUUGCAAUUUAAUUCAUCCAAGUAAAACAUUGCAGGCUUUCCAUAGGAUCAAGCCAAGAUUUUCCAAUUUAUUAAUAAGCAUCUAAGCGAGAGAUAUCUUUGCCGUAUCUGAGAAAACUGACCUUCACUGCCAGUGACGCCCACAAGCUGUAUAUAUAUAAUGGUUAAUACAAAUUAAGAUAGGAAAAGUUAUGUUCAUGGAAUGAGUGCUGUUUCACUCUUCAUUGUAAAAAAAAAUUGUUGCAGAAACUUCUAUUGUUUUUUUCUUUGUGAAAUAAAAUGGAAAGGAAAGAGAAGACAAUUACUGUACAGUUACCUCAGGAGUAGAAAGGCUUGGCUUCUCACAGCCGAACAAAAUGUUAGCGGUAAAUAUCGAUCAGAGAUGAUGAGAUGUCAAAGAUUAAUACAAUCAAAGAUAUCAGUAAUACUAGCCUGGCAAAAAUCAAAAGAAAUACAUAACAUGAUAUAAUAAUAAUAAUAAUAAUAAUAAUAAUUUUUUUUAUAAAAUCAGUAUUCCAUAGAUUGAUGCAUCUCUGGCAUUUUAAGUUAAUUGAUAUAAUUGUACAGAUUUAUCAGUGAAUGAGAAUAAUAUGUUAAUAUUAUUUUGAUCCAUAAUGAUUUUUUGUUUUUUGUGGCAUUCUAAGCUGUAAGACAUCUUUAAUUUCAAGACAGAUAGUCAAACUGAGAUGUAUAUAAGUACAGUAGUUUUAAUUACAGUACUGUAAUUUACAUGAGAUUUAAUUAUUGAACGAGUAAAAAAAAUUGGAGAUGUAAUGUACUGUACAUGAAAUUAAAUUUGUCUUCAGAUGUGAAUGUUGAUAUUGUUACUUUGAUAAUAUAACAUUUUCUGAAGAAUACAAAUUUUGCAACAAGUUUUGAAACAACGUAUCAAUAUAUUCUCACAAGGAAACUUCUAUGGAUGAGCAAGGUUGGACUCUCCAUGGCAAGAAUCCCUUCUCAGGCAAACUCAAUAUAAUGUGCUUCGGAGUCACCUUUCUAGUCAUUAAUGUUUAGUGCAAGAGAAAAAUACCACUGAAAGUGGAGGAGUUUGUUGAAGCUGUUGCAUAUUUUGAGUUUUUUAAUGUCUUAAUCUACAUUGUGUUAAAUGAAUAUUGAUAGUUUUGUUUUAUUUCUUAUUAAAAGGGAAAUUGUAACCCCAAAAUCUGUGAAUCUAAGUGUAAUUGCUCCUGCAAACUUUUUCCUGCUUGUGGUGGCCUACAUGGCAUCCCACGAAGACUGAUGACAAAUGCAGUAUGGACACCGAUAUCAGGCUAGCUUUAUGAAUUUCCUAUGAGACAUGUACAGUUUUCCCAAAUAAAGUUUUAUUCCUGGACUUAUAACUUCUAUCAGUAGUAACUGCAUCACCGUGAGGCUCCAUCCCUCUUCUAGUUACCUCGUAUGCAUAUAAAAUUCAUAAACAUGGGCUUUCCGUUAAUUUUUAGUAAUGUGGGUACGGUAGUUUCAUUGUAUAUGUGACAAUAUUAGGAUUUGCGAAUCUUUCUGAAAUGUUAUAUUUAUCCAUAUAACUGUACUGUAUAUGGAAAUAAAAUCCAGUUAGAACUGGAAGGAUUUAACAUAUGCUAAUUUUUAAACAUAUACAAGUAAGACUUGCAUGCCAUAAUUAAAUGAUUACUAGGGUAGAAAGUCAUUACAAAAUUACAUGUUUAGAAUCCCUCUUACCAAUUAUAAGUAAAUUUUAAUUUAUAAAUGCUAUAUACAGAAUUUGAUUCAUAGGAGAAAUUUAAUUAUUGAUAAUUAUAGAUUCGAGUUAAUUUAUUUAGAUUGGAGUGCAGUACUGUAAACAUAAAGAAUGAAACAUAAGAUUGAACUUUCCUUACAUUGCAGAAAGUCUCACCCAUGUAUCUACCAGAUCAGCAAACAACACAUUGAUUUCAUUUGAUGCUGUCAGAUAAUCUCAUUCUUUUUGUGUAGACUUCAUGAUGCAAAUGCAGGUCUCCAUUGACAAUAGGAUCAGAUUCUGUAAGUGAACCCCACAAAUGCAACUAUUACCGAUAUCUUCUGACAUUCUGUUUGUGAUUAAACUGUGGAAGAUUUUACAUCACUUAAUUUAGUCUGAGCAGUAAUCUAACACAGUAGUUCAGGGAAAGAUCAGAGAAAUUGGAGAAAUAUCAUAUAAAUAGUAAUGAGUAAAUUACAGGACCUCUGUAAUUUCUUUGAGUUAGAAAAUGACUACACAGGAAAACAUUAGUCAUACUUACUCUCCCAAUGGAAAUCAAUUGAGACAUUUCCGUUUUGUAUUUGAAAUGUGAGAGGAGUUGUAAUGUUCAGAAUUAUUUGCUGACUUUUGGGACAAAUAUUAAUACUGUAUUAUUCAUACUAUACUGUACUUUCAUAUUAUUUUACUAUUUUUUUGCUCCUGGAAAUAAUCUAUAUAUGUUAGUGUGUUAAUGAUGAGUAUACUGCAUCUUGAUGGCAGAUCCUGGAAUCUGAGAACAUGGAAUGGACAGCAUAUGAGAGGCCUCUAGGUUAUACAGAACACUAUCUUCUGAAAGUUUUGCAUGAUUUUUAAACUUAAUGUUCCCAAAAAUCAUAACUUUAGUAGGCAAGAUUAUUUAUAUAUGCAUACAGUAUAUAUAAUAUGGGUCUGAAAGAUAACUUUCACAAUUAGUGAAUGAGGGACUUCUAAUUGUUGGUUUGCCACUGCAACUAUUUUAGGAUAGUGCAUUUAACCUUACAGUGGUCACAAUUUGUUCCUUUAUAAUUAU
This is a messenger RNA of Procambarus clarkii (red swamp crayfish), 6360 nucleotides long. Lineage: Eukaryota; Metazoa; Arthropoda; Malacostraca; Decapoda; Cambaridae. The record is from RefSeq and is a predicted model, not a curated record.